GUGAACAGUUUUAGACCCUUUUCCGCACCAAAGUUUGUUGUGAAAAAACAUGACACAGGCAUCAAUUUUUAUCCAUGGCACUCUGCUAUCUUGUGCUAUUAGAUCAUAUAUGUCAUCCAGAAUGAUUAAGAUUAUAUCGAAGUUUGGUUUUGCUUCCAAAUUUCGACGCUUUGCCUUUCCUGGUGUCUUUCAGCGAAGUUCUAUGUUCGUGCCCUUCUCACCCGUUCACAAUUUUCAUAGCAGACAUCAACUGUCGAAUCAGUGGAUGCAGAGUCGUCGAUCUAGCAGCGGUGCGGACUGGGGAGGAGAUGGGGAACGACAGCGACAGAGAUUUCCCAUCAAACUAAUGGACUUUCCACAGAUAACAAUACCUAGUCUUGUUAAAUCUUUCCGGAAUAGAUUUUUCAGUUUUUUGAUUAGGGGCUACUACGAUACCAGUUUUACUUUAGACGGAUUUUUAGAAGCAGCCACUCAGGCUGCUGUAUAUAUCUCAACUUGCAUAUCCAGAGGAGAUUUCUCUAAGCUGAAAGGCCUUGUUGUGGACGAGGCCAUUCAAGAGAUUCAGAAUAAUUAUGCAGACCUCAACUACCAGCAGAGGAGAUGGUUGCAAAUAAUACCAUCAGAAAUCAUUGGGAAGUUUGUGUAUGAAAUUGGAAUGAUGUUUGAUGAUGACACAGACAAGCGGUUUGUAGAAAUCACGAUUGUCCUGCAUUGUUACCACGAUCUAGACAAGAUGGAAGGGGGCUUAUCCGAUCUGUACACCAGACUCGGCGAAAACCCUGAGAAGUUCUACGUCUGCAACUACAGGUUCAUCCGUGAGUUCACUAAAGGAGUGGAGGACUCGUGGACCAUCAACAAACUGAAUCAUUUCUUGCCGUUCGUUCAGCCAGAUGAACAGACCCAGUGAAACAGCCUAUGCGCGCACAUUGAGCGCGUGAGCGGGUGGUUUGCCCCUGAACCCUUUGAUCACUUCACAGGUCGUCUGCACGUGCGUCAGUGAACUUUGGCGAGGUGCAGACGUAACCUUUGUACUCCGCUAACCUAGAGUUGAUGACAGAUUUACGAUUUCCAGUGGAGGAAGAAACCUACACUGUUUAGGGCCAGAAUAUUCUUCAUAUUAGUAUUAUUAUUGUUGUUCCCGUUUGUCCUUCGCUGCUGACUUGUGCACUGUGCACGAGAUGCUUGAACUGUUGUCACUCCUUGGAAAAUCCUGUGCUACCCAGUGUUGGUCGCCUCCUGUUGAGUUCUGCUCCCGAAAAGGCAUCAUGGCAGUGAUGCGAAGCUUCCAGAUAGGUAUACAAAGCAAGUGAUGUAGGCAAAGAGCGAGAGCUCCGACGUAACUAUAAACAAAAAUAAGGCACGUGGCUUCACUAUUUUUUCAAUGUAAUAUGACAAAGGAAUACCACAUGCACAGCUUUAUCACAUGUCUUCUCUAAAAUGAGAAAAAUGGCGAGGUGUCGACUAGUUUUAAAAAAAGUGACAAGUAUAUGUUUAUUUCGGGACAUGCCCAUUUUAGGCCUAAUCAUGUAGACAUUUUUGUGAAGAGCUAACUCUUUCAUUUUUUGUUUCAUUUGAAAUUUAUAAUACUAAUUUCCAUCGGCGAAUGGACAUUUUUAAAAUUUAUAUGCAUCAUGCUGAUCGUAUUUACCUUGAAUAUUAUGGCCUUAGUUAACGAUUUCUGCUCCGAGGUAAUUACUCAUUAUAAGACGAUGGCCUGACUCAAAAGCCCGGCAACAAUAAAAGAUGAUAAACUUAAUAAUCGGCAGCUUCAAGAACGUCGACAGUUAAAGGUGAAAAGAAAAUUGUCUCCCUUUCAGCCCUCGGGCGGCGUUGAGCUACAGACCAGUGACGUAAUGAAAACGAUGCUCAGCAGACGUUUACUGAAAUAUAAAAAUAUUGCAUAGAUAAUAAAGUGGAUUGCUGGAGAAAAAC
This is a messenger RNA of Pomacea canaliculata, 1932 nucleotides long. RefSeq names its product m-AAA protease-interacting protein 1, mitochondrial-like. Gene Ontology annotation, biological process: protein insertion into mitochondrial inner membrane from matrix; inner mitochondrial membrane organization. The transcript is spliced from 5 exons. The record is from RefSeq and is a predicted model, not a curated record. Gene Ontology annotation, molecular function: ribosome binding. Lineage: Eukaryota; Metazoa; Mollusca; Gastropoda; Architaenioglossa; Ampullariidae. The coding region runs from base 50 to 907 and encodes 285 amino acids. Gene Ontology annotation, cellular component: mitochondrial inner membrane.